This is a messenger RNA of Monodelphis domestica (gray short-tailed opossum), 8399 nucleotides long. The record is from RefSeq and is a predicted model, not a curated record. NCBI's taxonomy places the organism in Eukaryota, Metazoa, Chordata, Mammalia, Didelphimorphia, Didelphidae.
GAGAAACCUAGAGAACGCAGAAGGGAAAUUAGGAAGGAGGAGGGAAUGGAGAAGAGAGGAGAGAGGAAAAGGGAGAUGUCCUACGCAGCCGCACACUUCUCCUCCAGUCCCCCCAGUGGCCUGGCCGGAGCCAGGGGACUGGCAGGGCGGCGCGCAGCCCUAAGCCUAUUUACUGCUUUUUCAGCAAUCAUGUUUUCACCUUGUGCUGUCACGGAGCCCGUCGUCCCCGCAGCCUGGCCUCCUAUUGGCUCGCUAAAAAUGCUUCUCUAAUCUGCAGGCUGAUCUUUUACACUGCCUCCCCCCCUCCCCUUUUUCCUCCUCCUCCUCAUCCGCGCUGACCUUCCUCUUUCCAAUAGACCCAGCUGAAAGGGGGAGAGAGGAAGAGAGAGGGAAGGAGGUGGGAGGGGGAAGGGGGAGAGAGAGAGAGAGAGAGAGAGAGAGAGAGAGAGAGAGAGAGAGAGAGAGAGAGAGAGAGAGAGAGAGAGAGAGAGAGAGAGAGAGAGAGAGAGAGAGAGAGAGAGAGAGAGAGAAACAGGGAGGGAGGGAGGCAGGGAGGGAGGGAGGGAGAGAGACGCUAGGCAGACGCGGGAGCCAUCCUGCCCCCCUGGAAGCCAUCUGGACUUGAAGGACUGGCCUGUGCAGCCUGGGAUCUCCCUCUUUCCUAGCUGCCCCCACCAUCCUCUCUGGAAUCUCCAAUGGUGACUGGCUCACUGACUGUCCCUGUCCCAAGUGUAUGAGCAGAAGUUCAUCCCUGGCUGCAGCCUAGUGCCCAGCCCCAACCCCCAACCCCGGGCACCAUGUCUGGCUCCUAUGAUGAAGCUACACCUUCGAUGGAGGAGAUCACCGACAGCUUCUGGGAGGUAGGAAACUACAAGCGGACUGUAAAGAGGAUUGACGAUGGCCAUCGGCUCUGCAACGACCUCAUGAGCUGCCUUCAUGAGCGAGCGAAGAUCGAGAAGGCCUAUGCCCAGCAGCUCACAGAUUGGGCCAAACGUUGGCGUCAGCUCCUGGAGAAAGGCCCACAAUAUGGCAGCCUGGAGCGUGCAUGGGGUGCCAUCAUGACGGAGGCUGACAAAGUGAGCGAGCUGCAUCAAGAUAUGAAAAACAACCUGGUCAAUGAUGACCUAGAGAAGGUGAAGAAUUGGCAGAAGGACGCCUACCACAAGCAGAUCAUGGGCGGCUUCAAGGAGACCAAGGAAGCUGAGGAUGGUUUCCGGAAAGCGCAGAAACCCUGGGCCAAGAAGAUGAAGGAGCUGGAGGCAGCGAAGAAGGCCUACCACUUGGCCUGCAAAGAGGAGAAGCUGGCGGUGACCCGGGAGGCCAACAGCAAGGCGGAGCAGUCAGUAACCCCGGAACAGCAAAAGAAACUUCAGGACAAAGUAGACAAGUGCAAGCAGGACGUACAGAAGACCCAGGAGAAGUAUGAGAAAGUAUUGGAUGAGAUUGGCAAGUCAACGCCCCAGUACAUGGAAGGCAUGGAACAGGUAUUCGAACAAUGCCAGCAGUUUGAGGAGAAGAGGCUGGUUUUCCUGAAGGAAGUGCUCUUGGAUAUAAAACGCCACCUCAACUUGGCAGAGAAUAGCAGUUACAUCACUGUGUACCGGGAGCUGGAGCAGACUAUCCGGGGGGCCGAUGCCCAGGAAGACCUCAAGUGGUUCCGCAGCACCAGUGGCCCUGGCAUGCCCAUGAAUUGGCCCCAGUUUGAGGAGUGGAACCCAGACCUCACCCAUACCAUCACCAGGAAGGAGAAGCUGCCCAAAAAGAGCGAGGGUGUGACUUUGACCAAUGCCUCGGGGGUGGUGGAGUCUAUGGCCCAGGCUGGGGACCGUGGCAGUGUCAGCAGCUAUGACCGAGGCCAGCCCUAUGCCACUGAGUGGUCUGAUGAUGAGAGUGGAAAUCCCUUCGGGGCUGGUGAGGCCAACGGGGGUGCCAACCCCUUUGAGGAAGAUGCCAAGGGGGUGCGUGUUCGGGCACUCUAUGAUUAUGAUGGGCAGGAGCAGGAUGAGCUCAGCUUCAAAGCAGGAGAUGAACUCACCAAACUGGGAGAAGAAGAUGAGCAGGGCUGGUGCCGAGGUCGUCUGGACAGUGGGCAGCUUGGCCUCUAUCCUGCCAAUUAUGUGGAGUCCAUCUAACUGUCUCUCUCCAUGCCCCAUCAGCCCACCUCAUGCCUUUCCCUUCUACCCCUCCCGGCCUCUCUUCUCCUUCCAUCAAAACCCUCCAUCCCUUGACAGCCCUCUUCCAUCUUCUGUCCUUUCCAAUCCACUCCCUUCCACAAUCAACCCAUUCCUCUUCCUGCCCCAGCUCCAUAGAGUUCCAGACAUAUUUUCCAAUCAAGCUUUUAUUUUUUUAAAAGUCGUCUUGGGAAGAAAAAAAAUAGAACAAAAAAAUAGAAAAACAAAGAAAAACCAGAAACAAGCAUUUGCAAUAGCACCAUAGAGUGGGGGCAGGGAAGGGGUAGGGCUGGGGAAGUGAUCCUCCCGCAGGUGUGGGGCUGCAGCCGAGUUGGCAAGGGCUCUUGGUCUUCAGAUCCCACCAAAGAGGUCUGUUUCUCUGUGCCCUUCAGAAGUCUCCCAAGACCCCCUCCUCCAGAAUUCCUGACCUUUCUUCAUCUACCCGCCUCAGGCUGGCCCCCAGAAUGGCAGAGCUGGAAGGAAUCCAACAGACUGGCUAGUCUAGCCUCUCCACCCUCCCACCCUCCAUCCCCAUCUUAUAGAGGAAGAAACGGAAGCUUGGAAAGGGGAGAUGAAUGGUCUCUGGUCAUGUUGCAGGGGAGCAGCAGACAAGAGUUCAGGACUCCUGAUUCCUCAGGCCAGGGCUUUCUCUCCUAGGUCACAAUAAUCCCUGAAGGCUGCUCUUCCCAUCUGGUCCUCCCUACCCUUGCCUUUUCUCUCUCCAUCUCUCUGUCUCUGUUUUUCUCUCUGUGUAUAAGUCUGUCUUUGUCUCAUCUCUUUGAGUCACUGUCUAGCUCUCUGCCUCUGUCUCCCUUCUCUGUCUCUUUCUUUGUGUGUGAGUGUGUCUUUAUCUGUCUCUGACUGUCUGUCUUUGUCUCUCUUUGUUUCUGUCUGUCUUUAACUCUCUCUUUGUGUAUGUUGUCUCUCUCUGAUUCUGUCUCUCUGUCUCUGACUGUGUGUGUGUGUGUCUGUCUUUGUUUCUCUACCUUUCUGUAUUUCUGUGUCCCUGUCUCUCCUUUCACUGUUUCUCUUACUCUGUCUCUCUCUGUCUCUUCGUUUCUGUAGUUCUCUCUGUGUCUCUCGUCUGUCUCUCUCCUGUUUCUUCCUCUCCAAGAGGCUAGCCCACUAACGGAGGGCUGAAGGAGGGGGAGGUCUUUCACAUUCUAAGUCUUCCACUGGGCUUCUUGAGGUCUUCCUGUUUUCCCACACUCAUUUUUUAUGCCCCUCCAUUUCCUCUUCUGGUGGCCAUGGAAAAGGUGAGGAAGAGGGAGGUGAAAGGAUGGAGGCAGGGUGGACCCCUUCCCUUCAAGCUGGGAUGGAUGGGAGGUAGUAGCUCCCACAGAGUAGUUUCAGGGGACUGAAGGCCAAGUCGGUGCAUGUAGGUCAUGCUAUGAUUAUGUUGGGCAGGAGCUCAGCUCCCAACAGGUUUGGCCUCACUCACUCACAGCAAUGAGAGUUUGGGGGUGAGGGAGUGAGGAUGCCCUGAACAUCUCCUGACUUUGGCUCACCCUGCCCUAGGACCUUUGCUUGGGGGGCAGAGGGUCUUCUGCCUGAGUCACUGAGCUCGGCCCCAUGUCUUGGGAAGUGUCAUAGGAGAUGGGGAUCCCCGGGCAGAACUCAUCUGGGAUCAUCAAGUUUGCACAAUGCCCACUCUUACUCCCAUCCCUAAACCAGGAUUAGGGGAGCUGCAGGUGAGCCCCAGGUUGGGUGGGUGGCCUUUCCCAGAGAAUCAGUCUCUCAGCAUCACUCCAUGGCAGGGAGGUGGUGGGUAAUUGUCUUUGGGUAGCCAUAUUACCCUAGUCCUGGAAGGGGUUAUCACUCCAAAUAUAUGCACACAUAGGUACCCCCCCCCCUCCAGGAAACACUUGCUGCAUGGCUUCUAGGACUCUGAAGGUCUGAAAGGGUCUGGCACCUUGCAGAGGAAAUCGGAAACAGCAGCAACUCCCUUUGUCAUAGAGAGUAGAGAAAAGCACUAUUUUGUCAUGUUUCACAUUUGGAAUCCAAGGAGGGAGGCCCUACCUCUUCCUCUCUCUCUUUCUAGGUAUACCAUUCCCCUUCCUGCCCUGGGGCAGGCACUGUGGGGAUUCUGUUCCCAAGAGCCUAUGUGGGUGUAAGGUUGAGAGCCACCCCUUGAGACUUUUUGUCUGUGGAGCUACUGACAAGGGAGAAGAAGAGGGAUUCCCAUGGUGGAGGCAAUGAUUUUGUUCCUCUUGACCCCGGACCUCCAAAAUUCUAGGGUUAAGCUCCUAUCCAUCCUCCCCUUUCAUCCCCAAGAGAGCUACUCUUAGAGAAACUGAGGUCACUGCCUACCCUCAACCUGGCCCUCUAUUGGACAGGACUCUAUAUGACUCCCAAAACACUUAAGAAGAAAAAUGGACAGGGAAAAAGUAGCCUUUGUUCUCUAGAAGAUGGGAGCCCCAAUACUUUAGCAAGGUGACUACUGCCUUUGGCCAUACAGUAGUCCAACUCCCAGGAGUCUUCUCCUCGAUUCCUUCAUCUUUACUUUGUCAGGGAGGUGGUGAGUUUGUUUCUACCGCCCUUCUCUCCCCACCUUCUUGGCCUGGGCAAGCUUGGACCAUGGCCAGAUGAGCUCAGAAGGCCUGGGGUAAAAGGCUGAUGAUCCCUACAGAGAUGGAAGAAUUUCCUGCCAAAAUGGAAGGCAGGAGAUACUAGAGAUAGAGGCUUCAAGGUCUUCACCUCCUCCUAUGUGGGCAGCUGCAGGGGAACCUGGGAGGUAAACUUUACCCAAGCCAAAGGUCAGCAGCCCUUGAAUAGGAUGAGAGAAGACUCCACAGAGCCUUCCCAGCCCCAUCCAGAGCAUUCCCUCCCUGGUGGUGGUGGUGGUGGUGGUGAAGGGUGCCUGGUGACCCAUGAAGCUUUAGGGUUCCACGGCUGGGUCUCUCUGUGAAGCUAAUGCCGAUGGAUGGCCACAGAGCACCAGGUGAGACUUGAUCUUAGCAGUUUUCCAUCCCAGUCCUUGGAAAUCUUCAGCCCUCCUCCUCCUCAAGCACGUUAAACAGAAGCCCAUUCUGCUAGCAUCAAAAGCCUUUAUUUCUUCAUCUGAUCACCCUCCCCCUUACCCUUUUAUUGCUGCUAAAGCAGAUGGAGGUCUGAGCCAGUGGGAACUGUGGAAGUGGAAUUUGAAGCUGAGGCCAUGGACAAGCAUCCCUUAUGCAGCCAGGGUCACAAAGAACUCCCAGAGAGUGCUUUAUUAUUAUUAUUAUUAUUAUUAUUAUUAUUAAUUUUGCCUCUGGAUUCCUUGACUAUCAUUUUCCUAGAACCCAUCCUGAAGCUUUAAUUCCCAGACUCUUCGAGCCCUUGAUGCCCAGUGGCAGUCUCUCAGAGGGGCCUAAUUGGAGUCUGACCUCUCCCUAGGGUCAAAGGCACCCAUUAGGUGCACUGCCCCUCUCCAACUUUCACCCACAUCCACAAAUCUUCUCUUCCCACUUUGCUUCUCACUACUGAUUUCAGCUUUAGACUUCCACUCUAAUUUGAGGUGGUCUCCUGCAAAACUCAAAGCAUCCUUUCAGGAAAAUUCCCAUCAACAUUGCACACACUUCCCAUAUUCGUCCCAUCUGGACAAGCAGAAAGGGCCCAAGAUUCCACCUACCUCCCAGGGUUAUGAGGAUCAAGUGACAUAAUCAUAAAGCGCUUAGCACGGUGCCUGGCACUUAGUAAAUGAUAUAAAAAUGUUAGCUAUUAUUAUUAUUAGAAGCCAGCUCCUGAGCCCAAAAGUAACUCUUCUCCUGGUUAGUCCUAAAGCCAAUUAGGAGAGUGGGGCUCUGGCUCUUGUUUCCUCCUCUCCUCCCCUCCUUAUAUCCAAUAUUCCCUAUUCCAUCCUGGUGGAAACGAUAGCAUAUUUCUGCAUCUUGGGACAUGGACACCGCUCUCUCUUACCGACAGGCCCUGAGACUUCUCUCUAGUUAGGGAAGGGAAGGGAUUGCUGUUUGUCCAAUCUCUAAGUCUCCUUUGUCUUUCUGCUUUGGACUCCAACCUCUCCAUGCCCUCAAUUCUUGUCCAGGGAAUUGUUUUGGGGGCCUGCAUCCCUUUUGACUGCUGAGAAGUUCCCACUCCCACACUCUGUCCUAGGAGAGCUACCAUAUUGGCUUUCCUUCUGGCUUUUCUGGGACUUUGUCACUAGUUUCCACCCUGGACUUGCCCAGUCUUAAGGGGUAUCUGCUAGGGAAUGAGAAGCCCAGCAGUGUUUUUCUAUGGUUCCAUAACCUGAGUAGCCCCAUUCCUUCAUUGCUGUCCAUCCUCACCACACACACACACACCUUGGACUUUAUCUUAAUUUGAAUAUCCUCCACUCCUGGGGUCCCAGAAACCCGAGAUUUUCCUUCAGAGUCUGUUUCUGCUCAUGGGCAAGCCCAUGGAGAGACAAGGUGGUGCUGUAGAAAAGAUACUGGCCUGGGGAGUUAGGUAACUAAUUCUUGUCUCAUUUUCUGCCAAGAAUUUGCUUAGUAUCUCCAGGCAAGUCACUUCUUUCUGGAUAUCAGUUUCCUCUCUUGGAAAAGAAGAGGGUCAGACUGGUUGGUCCCUUCCAGCUUUACCAUCCUAUCAUUUCAAGGACCAGCAGAGGCUGGAUGACCUCUUGUGGGAGAUGCCAUUAGACCUGUGGGAAGUGCCAAGCAUCAUCAUGAGGAGGUGGUCAGACUUAGUGGCACCUACCCAACAGCUGUCUUCAAGUAUCCAAAGAGCUGUCAUUUGGAAAAGGAAUUCAACUUGCCCUGCUUGGCCCCAAGAGGGAACAAAGUAUAAUGGAUGGAAGUUAGAAAGAUAUUUUUUAGUUCAACAAAAGGCAUAAACUUCUCAUCAAUUAGGUCUGCUCUAGAGUGAAAGUGGGCUGCCUGAGGAGGUAGUAGUUAUGGAAGAUAUAAUAAUGGGGGUGGUUUAUUCAGGCAGGAAUAGAACUAGAGGAUCUCUGAAACCUCUACUAACUCUGAGACUGCAGUUCUGAGAUUCCCAGGGACUAAGCGUGAUUGGGGAAAAGUGUCAUAGAGGAAAUAGAGGGACAGAGAGGACACAGACAAGGCCAGGGAUGGAAGUUUGGUAGACUGCCUGGCAAUUGUCUUCAUCCAGCUCUUUAGCUACCUAUCCUACCAGUCUCUACUAUGAGGAUGCCUUGGCCACCUCCCUUCCUGCCCAGUUCCCAACACCUGCGCCACAGGUUCUUCCUUUAACUCCCUGCUCCUCCCUCCCCAACUCAAGUAAAAUGAUCCCAGGGACAUAGCCAGGGCGAAAGAAUUAAUGUGGUAGGUUUGGACUCGGCAUUGGCUGUACUCCCAGGCUGCUGCUUAUGAUUUUAGUGGCCUUGGGUAAGUUAUUUCCUCUCUCUAGGCUCAGUUUCCUCCCCUGUAAAAUGGGAGAUUGUUUUGGUUUUUAUUGCCCUUCUCAUUUAUCUCAACCACCUUCCUCCAGAGUGGCCAGGAAAGUGUUUACAUCCUGGCUAAAAUUGUUUCUUAUGGCAAUAGUUCUCCAAAUAGUGACUUGCCUAGAGAUGUUUCUGUACCUUUGGGAGCAUCCUUCCCAGUGAUAGCCCCAGGGAUAGGAGCAAAGAAGGAGUUAGGGCGAGAAAGAAAAACUAGAUCCAGAGUUAUGGGUUCCCUUGGACAAGUCAAGAAGAGUAGACACAGUCCUUUGUGACUAAGGCAAAGUCCUAAUUCUGAAAGAGUCUGGUUCUACAAUUCAGUGAUAUUUCCCAUGAGGGCCAUUGUCAUCCUCUUUACCCCCAUGCAUGGGUGAACAGAGGCUACCGAAGGAGAUUCAGAGGCCCUGGUUUCAGUCACCUUGAAAAGAAUCCCAGGCCAGCCUCCAAACUGGUGAGGAGGAGUUGGUUAGGGAAGAGUCCUUCCACAUGAAUUAGAAAGUCACUGGAACAAACAGGAUUCCAAGCUAUCUGUUGCAGGAGAAAACAGGCGACCCGAUGUAUAUUGCCAUCCUUCCCUUUCUUCCCUUGUCCCAUCUCCCACUAAACCUCUGAAGAAUGUUCUCUUCAUGGUCAACUCUGAGGUCCUAGAACAGGGCCUGGCAAGCAGAUACAGUGACACGAGGCCAUCCCAUUGCUGUUUCAUCAUAGUCUGAGUUUGCAUCUUUGUCCAACCUGCCUGUUCCCUCUCCCCUCUCUGUCCAACAGAUAUAAUAGAGGGGAAGGACCCCAGGUCCCAAUCGGACCCCCUGAUCCCUUGAUAACCCCCCAAAUCUAUGAAUAAAGACAAAACUAUUUUA